This is a messenger RNA of Saprolegnia parasitica CBS 223.65, 1301 nucleotides long. RefSeq lists its product as hypothetical. Gene Ontology annotation, cellular component: cytoplasm; ubiquitin ligase complex. Bases 39 to 1301 code for a protein of 420 amino acids. The transcript is spliced from 3 exons. NCBI's taxonomy places the organism in Eukaryota, Oomycota, Saprolegniomycetes, Saprolegniales, Saprolegniaceae. The record is from RefSeq and is a predicted model, not a curated record. Gene Ontology annotation, biological process: positive regulation of proteasomal ubiquitin-dependent protein catabolic process; protein polyubiquitination; ubiquitin-dependent protein catabolic process. Gene Ontology annotation, molecular function: ubiquitin conjugating enzyme binding; zinc ion binding; ubiquitin protein ligase activity.
GGUCGUCGUCGCGCCUACUGCAGCGCGUGUCGUCGUCCAUGUCGGCGUCGAGCUCGCUCAUCCUCGGCAACAACGCCAACAACAACUCGAUCAACAUGAGUAUGAGCGGUCGCGCUCUAGGCGACGAGCGCAACUCGCUGAGUUUUCUGCGGUCGAUGAGCACGAUGCUCGGGCUCGGAAUGGCAGAGACGAGCUACUGCCAGAUCUGCCUCGAGUACGUCGACGUGGCCUCGACGGUCGCGCUCUCGGUGUGCGGGCAUCGCUUCUGCGCCGACUGCAUCCAUGGGUACCUCGCCAGCAAGAUCUCGGACGGGCUUGUCGCGCCCAAGUGCUUCUUCGCCGACGGCGACGGCCGGCCGUGCGAGGCGCUCAUUCCGCCGAGCGACAUCCAGGCGCUCGUGUCCACCGACGUGUUUGAGAAAUACGAGAAAUUCAACUUCAUCAAGGCCCACGCGGGUGCGCGUGAGUGCCCGCACUGCCAUGUGCUGCAGGUCGGCAACGGACCGGACGACCCGCACAUGGACUGCACGCAGUGUGGCGAGGCGUUUUGCUAUACGCACUCGAACGCGCACCCGCACUCGACGUGCCUCGAGUACGAGGCCAAGAUGCGCGCCGAAGACAAGGUGAACCAAGCCAAGAUCAGCCAGAUCUCUAAGCCGUGCCCGGGCUGCAAGAGCCCCGUCGAAAAAAACGGCGGCUGCAACCAGAUGAAGUGCGUCACAUGCGGCGUUCACUUUUGCUGGCUUUGCGGCGAAAAGGUCGACGACGGCGUCUUCCCCGAGCACUUUCAGUGGUGGAAUUUACGUGGCUGCGCCGGCGCCCAAAUGUCCGAGACCGCGGUCGAAGGCCCGAGCACGCUCUCCAAAAUGGUCGCAUUCUCGUGGCGCAUCCUUCUCUGCCUCGUCUUUGGUCCACCAGCGCUCGCGCUCACGCUGGCCUUUAGCAUUCUCGGCUGCUGCUGCAUUCCGUGCUGUCUCCGCGGCCAGGCGUUUGCGCGGUCGGCGUUCGCGAGCUGCUUCUGCGUCUCGGGGUAUGCGCUCAUGUCACCCUUCGUUCUCGCCGCGUGUUUACCGCUCCUCCCCGUCGGGCUCUGUAUCUGGUGCUUUUGCCCGUCCGCGUGUCAUGACAAUAAUGACAGUGCGACGGCGGGACAUGCGAUCUCGUCCGGCGAAGACCAGACGCUCGUGGCCAUGCCGGACGAAGACAGCAUCGAGUCGGACGGCGUCGCGCGGUACGGGUCCCAUGGCUCCCCCGACGAGCAGCCACGGGCCAUCUUGCAUGGCCCCGCCGCAGCGGUUUAG